AUGCUGCUGAAUAGGCUGGUUGAAUUAAUAGCGUUAUUGGUUGGCUCUGCUGCAUACUUUAAAUUCGUAGGCGGCCAACUCACCGGCUAUCCAGAUUCUCAAAAUCCACCCAAUGGGCUGAUAGCUCCUGCCGGGAAUAUAGACUUUUCGGAAUUGACUUUAUCGUUAAUGAACGAUUUUGUGCUAAUGGCGCAAGUGUUUGUCACCUGCAUUCCAUCAAUGGUGCUAGCUGCGACCACGCCACUUUUUGUAAAAGUGUCGUGCUCGUUCAAUUUACUGAGUGUACUCUCCUUACUUGCGUUGGGUAUCCUUGACGGAUGGGAUCGAUUAGAUGAAAGUGGGCCCUUCCGCUUUCAAAUGAAGGGUCUUUUUGAAUCUUGGGCACAAAACCAUACAGUCGAUGCCAGUGACAUGACAAAAAGAGACCUUCCCUCGAUUCGCAAUCCGUUUGAAGAGGUGUGCAAAAAUUUGGGUUUACAUGCAGACAUGUAUGUAAGAGUAGACACAUUAAAGAAUCAAAGAAUGAUCUGUAGCUCUUUUGAGGUAAGCCAUUCGUCCUUUUUCCACAAGCCAUUAUUCCAAGAGAUGUGUGUCACUAAAAAAGGUCUCACGAGAUUUGGCAAGAAUCGCUUAACCAGGAUGCCAAUAAAUACAACGAGAAAAUUGGCAAAUUUUUUGAUACAUGGAGGAAUUAUAAAAACUGCGAUAAAUCCUCCCUUGUAUCUUUUCAAUAUUAUUCAAGCGUAUGGCGAAUAUGCGGAGGAAGUUACGCAGAAGAUGUACGAAAUGAUUACGGUCAUGAACUCAAAAACCUGGGAUGGUGCUGAUAUUUCAUUGACUCUACAUGAGGAUGAAAAAUUACUGAUGUCAAUUACUUACAGGCGCGGUGGUGCCACGAUUUAUUGA
This is a messenger RNA of Zygotorulaspora mrakii, 906 nucleotides long. RefSeq lists its product as uncharacterized. The record is from RefSeq and is a predicted model, not a curated record. The coding region runs from base 1 to 906 and encodes 301 amino acids. The transcript has a single exon. NCBI's taxonomy places the organism in Eukaryota, Fungi, Ascomycota, Saccharomycetes, Saccharomycetales, Saccharomycetaceae.